Molecule: messenger RNA, 1977 nt
Organism: Paramecium sonneborni
Lineage: Eukaryota; Ciliophora; Oligohymenophorea; Peniculida; Parameciidae
Source: the annotation of a GenBank genome assembly
AUGAUUCGUAGAGAUUCUGGUGAAUUGCAAUAGAAUGUUUAUAGCUAAGCUAAUUUCAAUAACUCCAUAAAAGAAAUUCAAACUUCAAGAAAAGAACAUUUAUUCAAAAAAUUGCCUUCUUUAGAUUCUACCCAACCAAAUAAUAUAUGGUAAGGGAGAAAAGGUGGUUCUGCUAAUUUUAUAGAUACAGAAAGAGUAAAUACAACAUCGAAACCACUUACGCCGUAGCAGCAAAAAAAGAAAAAAAAUUAAACAAUAUAAAUUGAGGAGACCACCUAAUUUGAUCUAGGUUCUAGCAGAAAUUUUCAAAGAUUAUUCACAAUUAAAAAUCAUACUAAAUCAUCAACUGGCAGUGUAAAAACUCAAAGAGAAGAAAAUACAAGCAUUAUAACAAAUUAAGUACCUAUAAGAAAAUCGAAUUAUCAUCAGACCUAAUAAAUUUAAUAAUCAUAUUAGUAGUAAUAAUAAUGUCCAUUUUCAGCAGGUAAAUCAAUCAAAGACAUUAUCUCAUCUUUCAAAGAUAAAAAGUAAUUAAUUUAGUUUUAUAUAGGCCAAAAAAUGGUAUUACACGUCAUAGUGAAUUUGAGAAAAUGGAAGGUUUAGAAGAUUAUACUAAAGAAUUAGGUACAAUACUUAAUGAAGAUGAAUUAAUUGGACCAAUUCUUAGAGAAGUUAUUGAAAUGAAAGGAGUUGUAAGAUCAUUGAUCGAUUUAACUAAUGGUAAUAAACUUACUUAUCAUUUUGAAACUUUGAAACAAUUACAUGCUACUUUAGAUAUAACUGAUUAAAUGUUCAAUAGAUUCAAAUAUCUAUAUCUUAAAUACUUAAUUUCAUUAAAAAUUAAUAUAGAAAAAGUAUUUAAAUGUGCUUAAACAGUUGAAUUCUAUAGAGGUGCUAUUGUCUCAAAGGUAAUAUAAUUUAAUUAUCUUUUAGUCUCGUUCUGUAUAAAAUGUAAAAGAUAAUAUCAGAACUAUAGCUAAAAAUAUGUAUAGUCAAAUCUUUGAAGAUUUCUCUCUAAGUCCCUUAUUUAAAGGUACGAAAUAGGAAGAAUAAGCAAUCAAAUUUAGUAGAAUUUUUGGAUUUAUUUUGGGAUCAUCAGAAUCUACUAAUUUUGUUAUGGAUUCUAUGAGAGAUUUUCAUAAAGCUUUUGAAAUAACUUCAGUUUAAUAUUCUGUUUUCAAAUAUUAUUUAUCUGGUUCUUUAUCAAAACAUACUUAAAAAGAAGUUGUUUGGUAUGUACUAGAAUAAACUGAUGCUUAUAAAGCUGCUGUUAUCAAUUAAGACAGCAUCAAAGAUUUAGUUUACAAAUAAUAAGGUUUUGAUAAUUAUACAUCUGAAUUUAUCAAGCUUUGUUAAUAAGAUUAAUUUAUUAAUAAAAAUUUCAUUCAUAAAGUUGGAUUUGAUUAAUUUGUAGAACAUACCAAAUAUUUUUUAUAUUAUGCUUUUAAUAAAUAAAAUAAUUGUUUUACACUUGAAGAUUUGAAAUCAUUUCAUUGUUAACAUUCAAUUAAUGUUAAUUUAUAUCAAAGUAUUAAAGAAAAAAUGAUGAUUUUAUUAUCUAAAUUGAAUCCAUAAAGAGUUAUCUUCUAAGACUUUGAAGAAGAAUUUGAUUUGAUACUUCCUUAUAUAAUAAAUUAAAAACUACCUUGUGAUAUUGUAGGUUAAGAUAAAUUAUGUGAAUUUAUUCCUUUGAUAUCUGAUGAAUUGAAAUCAAAUGUAGAACUUAAAAAUAUUUUUGAUAGUAAUGAUGUAAAUGUUAAUAAAAUUGUUUUAAAAAAAUUUGAAUAUCUUUUAUCAGGUAGAAAAUAUUUUAAACGAUCAGAUAUUUAAGCAAUUCAUUCUAGACUCAAAAUUAGUGAACAUUUAUUUGAAAAAUUUGUCCAUCUUAUUGAAAAAACUAUAAAACAUUAUGAUGUUUCAUUAUUAUGGAUGGUUGAUGCAAUAAAAUUAUGGAAAUAUAUUAUCAUUACAGUUUGA